Molecule: messenger RNA, 1268 nt
Organism: Gossypium raimondii (Peruvian cotton)
Lineage: Eukaryota; Viridiplantae; Streptophyta; Magnoliopsida; Malvales; Malvaceae
Product: 3-oxo-Delta(4,5)-steroid 5-beta-reductase
Exons: 2
Coding region: 1-1185 (394 amino acids)
Source: RefSeq, a predicted model, not a curated record
AUGAGCUGGUGGUGGGCUGGUGCCAUUGGCGCUGCUAAGAAGAAACUCGAGGAAGAUGAAACACCCAAAAGUUUCCAGAGCGUUGCGUUGGUAGUCGGAGUGACCGGCAUUGUUGGCAACAGCUUGGCUGAAAUCCUUCCAUUAUCCGACACCCCUGGCGGUCCAUGGAAAGUUUACGGGGUGGCUCGUCGCCCAAGGCCUCAUUGGCACGCCGAGCAUCGGAUCGAGUACAUUCAGUGUGACGUCUCCGAUCCCAAGGACACCGAAUCCAAGCUCUCCCAACUCACCGAUGUCACACACAUCUUCUACGUCAGCUGGGUCAAUCGAACCACUGAGACCGAUAACUGUGAAAUCAACGGUUCGAUGCUCCGCAACGUGUUGCAUACCUUGAUCCUGAACGCACCCAAUCUCCGCCAUAUCUGCCUCCAAACCGGAGCCAAGCAUUACGUGGGAUCGUUCGAGUACAUAACGUCGGGGAAAAUCGAACCGCAUGAUCCACCUUUUACCGAAGAUUUGCCACGCUUAAAUACUCCCAACUUUUUCUACGUCCAAGAAGACAUCCUCUUACAAGAAAUCGAGAAAAAACAAGGAUUAACAUGGUCGGUACACCGACCCAAUACUAUAUUUGGGUUUUCGCCUUACAGUUUGAUGAACAUCGUCGGAACCCUUUGCGUUUACGCCGCCAUUUGUAAAUACGAAGGGAAACCAUUACUGUUCCCAGGAAACAAAGUCACAUGGGAAAGUUAUUCGGAAGUUUCGGAUGCGGAUUUGAUCGCGGAGCAUCAGAUAUGGGCGGCGGUGGAUCCGUACGCCAAGAACGAAGCAUUUAACGUGAACAAUGGGGAUAUUUUCAAGUGGAAGCAUUUGUGGAAAGUGUUAGCGGAGCAGUUUGGGAUAGAGAAAUAUGGGUUGGAGGAAGGGAAGAAUGUAGGGUUGAAGGAGAUGAUGAAAGGGAAGGAAAGUGUGUGGGAAAAGAUAGUGAAUGAGAAGGGGUUGCAGAAGACGAGGUUGGAGGAGGUUGGGUUUUGGUGGUUCGUGGAUAUCCUGUUGUCGAUGAUGCCGAUGGAGUCGCCGAUAUUGUGUAUGAAUAAGAGUAAGGAGCAUGGGUUUUUGGGUUUCCGGAAUUCCAAGAGUUCUUUAAUCACUUGGAUUGAUAAGAUGAAGGCUUUCAAGAUUGUGCCUUGAAUGCUUCCCUUUCCUUUUCCCCGUGGAUUUACUCAAAUUUAUCCAUAUUUUACCUUCUAAGCCUCACAAUAAAGCUUCUUGAU